AUGCAGGCGAAGGCCGUUGCCGGCCUUUGCGCCUUCUUGGCAGCGCCCGCCCAUGGAGUGCUACUCACGCGGCGGCCGGAGCUCAGCGAUGUGGCGCCUUUGAGCCCUUUGGGCGCCAAGAGUGAUGGCUUUCUGCAGCCCCACGUGGAGCUGAUCAAUAAGACCAGUGUCCAGGUGGAGGCAUUGGAUGAGUGCAUGUGCGUCUUCGGCACCUUCUGGCACCAGGAGAUGCAGAAGUGCGUGCCGCAGCGUGCGCGGGGCGGGAACUGCGGCGCCUUUGCUGCGGAGAUGUGGCCCGCCGUGUGCCAGGAUGGCCUUGCGUGCAAGAUCCCGGUAGAGUUCGACAGCGAUGGUCAGUCCGAUGACCCGGCAGUGCUGAAGCAGGCGGUGUGCGUGGACUGCGACCCCAACGACCACUGCCAGUGGGGUGCGGUGCUCGGCUCUUCGUGCGUUUGA
Molecule: messenger RNA, 456 nt
Organism: Effrenium voratum
Lineage: Eukaryota; Dinophyceae; Suessiales; Symbiodiniaceae
Source: the annotation of a GenBank genome assembly